Messenger RNA from Solanum stenotomum, 870 nucleotides. RefSeq lists its product as uncharacterized. NCBI's taxonomy places the organism in Eukaryota, Viridiplantae, Streptophyta, Magnoliopsida, Solanales, Solanaceae. Bases 1 to 870 code for a protein of 289 amino acids. The transcript has a single exon. The record is from RefSeq and is a predicted model, not a curated record.
AUGGAUUCUCCAACUUUUCAAAUCACUAUGGAGGAAUUCAAGCAUUUUCAUAAGAUUGAUCGAAAACUUUAUUCUUUACUUGUUAUUAACCUUGAGCGUAAUCCUUUGGAAUCAAUGCAUACAUUGUCAUUAUGGAUUUGGUUGGAGCGAACAUGUCAUUUCAAAAAUUUUAUAAGUAAGAUCAUGGCCCUACCUAAUUUUUUUAUUAACGAACUUGCUGAUGAGGGUGCAACUUGUCUCAAAUGCAUUGAGGACAAUCAAUUUGGCUUGGUCUCAACUUAUUCAAGUGAGAUUCCGCUAACUCAACACCUUACUAGAAAAGACUUAUCUCUCCAAUUUUUUCAUGAAAAUCGAGACAAUGCAAAUAGUGAGAUGAGGAAGAUUUUAAAUGAGGUUUGUCACAAGGCAUUUCAAGAUAUCAUGGAAAAGGCCAUGAUGAGUGGAAGUUCUAAACAAACCUUGAUUGAAAGCAAACUAACAAUGGUGCCACCUCCUUGUGAGUUAUCUUUGAGUGAAAGAAUGUCUCAUCUAGGAUUUGAAGGUGACAUGAUGUCUACUUGGAGGAUGAAGGGAAAAAACGUACCAUAUGAAGAACGGAGCAUGUUUCUUACUUUCUCAAAAGGCUAUCCUAUUGCAGAAUGGGAAAUAAGGGAAUUCUUUACAUCAUAUUUUGGAGACAACAUUGAGUCCAUUAUCAUGCAAGAUGUGAAAUGCAAUGAACAAGCUCUUUAUGCUCGAAUCGUGUUUGUUAAACCUGAAAUUGUAGAGUCUAUUCUAAAAGAUGAAUCUAAAGUUAAAUUUAGUAUUAAUGGGAAGCAUGUGUGGAUGCGGAAAUAUGUCAAAAGAAAUGGCAAGUCUUCCUUCCCAUGA